Molecule: messenger RNA, 1152 nt
Organism: Coccidioides immitis RS
Lineage: Eukaryota; Fungi; Ascomycota; Eurotiomycetes; Onygenales; Onygenaceae
Product: sterol 24-C-methyltransferase
Exons: 3
Coding region: 1-1152 (383 amino acids)
Biological process (GO): ergosterol biosynthetic process
Cellular component (GO): endoplasmic reticulum
Molecular function (GO): sterol 24-C-methyltransferase activity
Source: RefSeq, a predicted model, not a curated record
AUGCCUUCGCUACCUUCCCAGGACCGUGAGGAAGAUCGCUUCACGCCAGCUGUUGAACCAAUGCAUGCGAAAUCGGCGGAGGAGCGGAAUGCGUUCCUGUCCAUGUUGAGGAAGGAUAGCAAAUCACACCGUGAAAUCACGGAUGGCUAUCUGAACUUCUGGCAAGCCGAUGGUGGGAAAGCAAGAGACGAUACCGAGGAUGAGCGAGACGGAAGGAUGAGCAAAUACAUGUCUCUUGUGAACAGCUACUACGAUCUAGCCACAGAUAUCUACGAGGAAGCAUGGGCACAAUCUUUCCAUCUCUGCCGCUUUGCGAUUGGCGAACCGCUGCAGCAGGCUCUUGCACGACAUGAGCAUUACUUAGCUUAUAGGAUUAAUUUGAGCCCAGAUAUGCAUGUGUUGGAUGUGGGUUGUGGAGUUGGACGCCCGGCCAGGGAGAUGGCAACCUUCACGGGGUGCAAUGUUGUGGGCUUGAAUAAUAAUGGAUAUCAGAUCCAGCGCGCAAAAGCGCAUGCAGAAAGGGAGCGCCUGAGUCACAAGGUCUCCUUCGUCAAGGGGGAUUUCAUGCACCUGGAAUUUCCCGAAAAUUCGUUCGACGCCGCGUACGCUAUUGAGGCCACAGUGCACGCCCCUUCUCUCCAAGGUGUCUACGAACAGAUCUACCGGGUUCUUAAACCUGGAGGAACAUUUGGUGUCUACGAAUGGGUCAUGACGGACAAAUACGACGAUUCCGAUUCUCGCCACCGCGCUAUCCGUCUGGGAAUCGAACGCGGAAAUGGUAUUGUGAGUAUGAAGACGCGAAAGCAUGCUGUGGACGCUAUCAGAUCAGUGGGGUUCGUCCUGGACUACGAGGAAGAUCUAGCUGUUUACCCGGAUGAAAUCCCUUGGUAUGCACCCCUUGCAGGAGAGUUCCGAUCUGGUGGUACGCUUUGGGAGCGCUUGACCGCACUGAGGUUAACUUGGAUGGGGAGGAUGGCGAUGAGCAGGCUUCUCGGAGUACUAGAGGGAAUCAGGUUGGCUCCGCCAGGGACUGUGGAGACUAUGAAUGAGCUCUCCCAGGGGGCCGAAGCACUGGUAAGUGGGGGAAGAGAAGGCUUGUUUACCCCAAUGUACUUAAUGGUUGCGAAAAAACCCCUGCAAGGGAAGACGUGA